AUGGCCUGCAGCCCCUCCCACCAAGAAGGCAUCCAGGGCCUGUGCUGGUGGCACGGGGCCAGGCUGCGCUGCAAGCAGGCCCGCCCCGCCCGCCACAGAUACAAGGCGCCCGCUGCGGCGGCGACGCUGAGCCGGACGCCCAACCCCGUCCCUAGGGCCCGACCCUCCACACUGGCCACCUCCCUGGCGCUGAGCCUGCUGCCCCCCGGCCGCGCCUGGUACAAGCCGGCGGCAGGGCUGCUGUCCGGCUCGCGCGGGUCCCCAUACGCACGGCGCUCCGAGCGCCCGGUGGGCACGGGAACCCCCGGCCGGGCAGGCACUGCCUGGGAGCUGCGCCCCAGCCUACAGAGCCCGGGCGUGUGCGUCCAGGUUGUCGCCCAGAACCUGCAGAGCUGCGAACGAAUCCCUGACAGCCGCGCCACCUUCCAGCGCAAGGCGGACGUAUUCCCGUCGCUCCGCGCGGCCGACUGUCUCGGGGCUUGAUGUUCCCGCCGCCCACGGCCCCGCUCGCACCCUGGGCCCCCGAGGAGAAGGCGCCCGGUACCGCCCUCCCCGUCUCCACAGUAAACGGCUAA
Molecule: messenger RNA, 575 nt
Organism: Artibeus jamaicensis (Jamaican fruit-eating bat)
Lineage: Eukaryota; Metazoa; Chordata; Mammalia; Chiroptera; Phyllostomidae
Gene: NPB
Product: neuropeptide B
Biological process (GO): G protein-coupled receptor signaling pathway; feeding behavior
Molecular function (GO): G protein-coupled receptor binding
Source: RefSeq, a predicted model, not a curated record